UUAUUUGUCCUGCUAAAAAAAUCAUCAACUUCAGUUGUCGUUUUUACUCCAUCAACAAUAAAUUAAAGAACUUCGAAAUUUCUGGAUUCAUCGAUUUAUCCCAAGAAAUUGACAGCUUAAGAAAACUCUGAUUGAAUCUGCUUCUGCUUCACCUUUCUGAACCAUUUUCAGAUUCCGACCAAUCUUUCCACUCGCGUUCGAGGCAUGCUCGGGUAUCCUGUUCUUGAGGAACUCAAAAACUGCCGAACGAACAUCGUCUGUUUAAUCCAAUUUAUCUUCUCCUUCUGAGCUCAUCAUUCUCUUCGGAGUUUAAGGGCUCGGCCAAAGUUAUCGUUUUUGGCUUAGUUUCUGAUUUGGGUUCUCACGUCAAGCCACCAUGCUUCUGGUUUCGCCUCCCGGUAGAGGUGUUGUUUAUCCUCACUCCAUUGCUUCCAACCCGAUUGAUUUUUCUGCUAGAGGCUCUUAUGCACUUGCCUUUCAGAUUCCUCGUCCGAUUCUUAAAAAAGAGUGUUCAAUGAGGUUCGUUUGUUUCAAUCAGAAGAAGCCUAAACAGCACCCGAAUUUCAAGAAACGGCAUGUGUCUACACAGAACGUGGAUCUUCCUCCUGUUUUACCAAAGAACAAGAAAAAACCUUAUCCUAUUCCUUUUAAGCAAAUUCAGGAAGCAGCUAAGAAAGACAAGAAACUUGCACAGAUGGGGAUAGAGAAGCACUUGGACCCUCCCAAGAACGGCUUGCUUGUCCCCACUCUUGUUCCUGUCGCCUAUGAAGUCAUAGAUAACUGGAAGUUGCUCAUCAAGGGUUUAGCGCAGCUUCUCCAUGUUGUUCCCGUCUUUGCUUGCAGUGAAUGUGCGGCGGUUCAUGUGGCUAGUGCUGGUCACAAUAUUAGGGAUUGCAGUGGUCCAACAAGUUCACAGCGACAUGGUUCUCAUUUGUGGGUCAAAGGCACCAUCAAUGAUGUUCUGGUUCCUGUUGAGUCGUACCACAUGUAUGACCCUUUCGGGCGGCGUAUAAAGCACGAAUCCCGGUUUGACUACGAAAGAAUCCCAGCGGUUGUUGAGCUAUGCGUCCAGGCUGGUGUUGAGAUUCCAGAGUAUCCUUCUCGCAGAAGAACACAACCAGUUCGAAUGAUGGGAAAGAGAGUGAUCGAUCGAGGUGGAUAUGUAAAAGAGCCUGAUAAGCCUUGCAGCUCGACAUCUCCACUAGCUGAUCUCGACACACUUGGUGCUUGCGAGAGGCAUCCACCUCCCACACCAGAGAAGGUAUCUAAGAUAGCACAGGAAACAAUGGAUGCUUACGAGAAAGUGAGAUGGGGUGUGACCAAACUGAUGAGGGAGUACACGGUGAAAGCAUGCGGAUACUGCUCUGAAGUGCAUGUAGGACCAUGGGGACAUAGUGUGAAGCUGUGUGGAGAGUUCAAACACCAAUGGAGAGACGGGAAACACGGAUGGCAAGAUGCUCUUGUGGAGGAGGUCCUUCCUCCUAACUAUGUAUGGCAUGUGAGAGACCUUAAGGGAACUCCGCUUACCGGAAAUCUCAAGAGGUUUUAUGGUAAAGCCCCUGCUUUGGUUGAGGUUUGUAUGCACAGCGGAGCUCGGGUUCCUCAAUGCUACAAGGCCAUGAUGAGGCUUGACAUCAUCGUUCCUGAUUCACAGGAAGCCGACAUGGUCGCGUAGGUCCUUUGACAUGUUCAUAGUAGAACACAAUUGUUAGGGUAAAGAAGCUUCAAAACAUGGCUGAUGAUGGAAUGGGCUCACAAAGCUAGAAUCUUUCAACAGUGGUGUUUGACACGUCUACCUAUGUACAAAAAUGAUUUUAUUUCAAUGUAAUUUACGCUAAAAUUUAUAAGUUACAUAUUAUAAAUUACAAAUAUGAUGAUGAUUCGUUGGGAAA
Molecule: messenger RNA, 1892 nt
Organism: Brassica napus (rape)
Lineage: Eukaryota; Viridiplantae; Streptophyta; Magnoliopsida; Brassicales; Brassicaceae
Product: APO protein 1, chloroplastic
Exons: 5
Coding region: 377-1675 (432 amino acids)
Molecular function (GO): RNA binding
Source: RefSeq, a predicted model, not a curated record